Triticum urartu is the source of this 3374-nucleotide messenger RNA. Lineage: Eukaryota; Viridiplantae; Streptophyta; Magnoliopsida; Poales; Poaceae. The record is from RefSeq and is a predicted model, not a curated record.
CGAAGCGGGGGCUGAUCUGAUGGCUGGAAAACACGCAUCGGACGGUGGCGAUGCGACCGGUUGGGAACCGGCGCAGAGCAUCGCCCUAGAAAAAUGAAUUGGAGAUGCCCUAACCUCAUCUCACCCUCGUCAGUCGUCUGUUCGCUACCACGCUUAGGCACCUCCCGCCUCAGCCUCGAGUGGCGCCCAUGGCCAUCUCCACGGCCCUCGCCGUCCGCGCCUCUCCCUCCUGCCAAUUCUCGGUCAGUUCGUCCUUUGCCUGCUCUCCUUUGUUUAGGCGGAAUGGAAGCAGUGCAUCUCCGCGCCUCCGAGGACUGCAAGUUUUAACAUCAGGUGUUUCUGCAUGGUUGGAUGAGAGGAUACACGGUCAAUCUUAUCUGAGGAAAAAUACAAUCGUGGCAUCAGAGAAUGAAAAUCCACCUUUAAUGCCUGCUAUCAUGACUCCUGGUGGCCCUCUGGAUCUGGCAACCGUACUGCUAGGAAACCGUAUAAUCUUCAUUGGUCAAUACGUUAACUCGCAAGUGGCACAACGUGUGAUAUCACAGCUUGUCACACUUUCUGCUAUAGAUGAAGAGGGUGAUAUUCUGAUAUAUCUUAACUGCCCUGGCGGAAGUCUCUAUUCUAUCUUAGCAAUUUAUGAUUGCAUGUCUUGGGUAUGUUAUCUAUAAUCUCUCCAGCUUAGCAAUUUAUGAUUGCAUGUCAUGGGUACAUUAUCUAUAAUCAUUGUAAUUCACUACUAUAAUUCAUGCCACAUUCUUAAUAUUUCUAGUUCCAUUAUAUAUAUUUUGUUUCUUGUUCACCCGGCACAAUAAUGCUUCCAUUUGAUUAAGAUUUAUGUUGUUGGCACUAGAAUCAUUGCACACACAGCACCAAACAAUUUUGAGUCUGUCGUGUAUAGACCUCCUUGGCCAGUGAGCUUACAUAUAAAACGAGCUAGUGAGCUUACUCGUAGUAUUAAAAGGAAAUAAUAAUGUUAUGCAAAAGCCGCUCUUGUGUCCAUGGUGUUGUUUACAAGAGUUGUAAUAUUAAAUUGGUACAUAAACCUGAGCAAUUCCUGUGCUGGGCGGCUCCAAGUAGGCUUUGGUACGGUUCUGCUUGCCACAUGCCUCAUUUCCCAAAUCUGGUUUAGCCUUAGAAACUGUUUUUUGGGCUGGCUAGGCCAAGUACUUAUGUCUUGUACAUAGAUCACACAUGGAGCUUCACCAUUGCUUCUUUUGCCUUCUUCUACUUCGCUUAGCAUCUUUUUACGACAUAUAAUGAGAAUUUUCUUUUGCUGCGUCUCAGGCCCUUAGAUUUGUAAUGCUGGUGGUGUCAUUGGAUGUUUCAUGGGAUAGUCGGAAAAAUAAUGUUGUAAAAUGAUGAAGUGUGAACUUAUCCGUAAGACAGGGACUCGCAUUAUGUGUGGUCAAUGUCUAUUGUUAGACUUUCCUAUUUCCCACAAAACUAACAGAGCGACGCAUGUUUAUGUGGCUAGAUUUGUGAAAUAAUCUUCAGUUCACAUAUCUGAUACUAAUGUUUUUUUUGCUUGUGCUGAUUUGAAUGCUCACGGUAGACAUGUAAAACUAUAAGUAAGAUGUAACAAAAAUGAAGUUUUAGUGUAAUUGGGUUCUUUGGUAAUCUUAAAUUUGUUGCUAAAGAAUACAUUCCACUUUUGACACUAUGUGCACGUCAAAACCAAUACCUAGCUUAAGAAUUAAUUUUGACACAAAUGUACCUGAUUAAGAACCCGAAAAUAAGAAUGUUGCUAAUCAUAGCAUUUUUGACCAUUCUAGUGGGGUUGGUUGGCAUUUAACUGUCGAUGUGGCACUCCACCUAGUCACUUCCUGUAGGUUGCUCAACAUUUUAGCUGUAAUCCUUGUGUUACUUAGCUGUAGCUGCAUUUCCUUGUAAGACAAUGUAUGUGUUAAGAGUUGUGUCGAAUAUUAUUGUACAAGGUAGGUUACAGUUGGACUUGGUUUUGGAUUGUGUGUAGACAGGGUAAGAGUUGUGUCCUAUUAGGACACUUGUGUCCUAGGCCUCUCAUAUAUAUCGGGGGUAGACACACUAUGUAACCUAUGCCAACAUAAUAGCACGGGCACGCGGGGGCUGCGCUGAGCCGAAGAGACGUAGGACACACACGAGAUUUGUUGUGAAAAAAAGGGGCUACGCAAAAGACUGGUGCUAUCCAUCGGAGGAAAAGAUAGGAUAAGCUAAUUGAACUACAGCCUACAGGAGCACGUGGUGAAGUUGUGGAGUUUUCCAUUGAUCUUCAUGGUGAAGUGCACACGGCAAAACUUAUGUAGUGGAGUUUGGCUUUAUCUCUUUGUACAUGGUAGUGUACGAGGAUGGUAGCGUGAGAGUGUGUGGAGUGUGUGGCGAGGAUAGCGACAUGUGUAUAAGGUUCGGAGGAGUCUUGAGUAUGUCGGCAGGGAUCGUGCAUACACAUGGCGUCAAGCAAUGCACCGAGAUAUGCGGGGCGGACACGACGCAGGGUGAAGCAUGAUUGCAGUCGGAUAAUUUCGGCUGGGUCGGACUGGAUUGCCUGAUGGAUUGACAUGGAUGUUGGUCAAACAAGAAGACGGUGGUGAUCUCGGCGACGACGACAUAGGGGCGUGAUGCUGAUGGUGACCGACUUCUGGGGCGUGGAAACACGUGGUGCAGGCCUGAGGGCUUGUGCGGCUUCGGCAAGACUAUGGCGCAAAGUUGAUUCAAGGCAAUGUACACAUGAGAGCUUGAAGUCGACAGGGCGCGGGGGUGGCAUGUACAACCACCAUGGAGUCAUGUUGAAGGUGGAGCUGGAGUUUGAUGGACGACUUCACUCUGUGCUGAUGGAGGGGCUACGGCGUAAAUGCAUGGAGAGUCGAAGACUAAUUCAGCGGGAUAGCGAGAGACCCGUGGAUCGGGCUGGGUACCAGUGGUCUGGUGGAGACGUGAUACUCUUGCAUCGGUCGGUGAUGAUCGGUGGUUCUCUGUAGUAGGGGUUGAGUGUUGUGGGUAUGCGACCCUGGAGACUCAGCCAGGACAGUAGAGGCUCGACGCGGUGAUAGCGGCGAGGCGUGCGGUAAGCACGGAACACAGCAGGGGUGCUGAAGCAGUGUUGAUGAGUACCAGAUUCAAGUUGGUGACUGGGUCUAUCGGUGCUAGUUGAUGGACAUGAGUUGACCAUGGAGAAUCUGAGAAAGUGGCGGAGAGUCUGAAAUUGUCAAAAGUUGAGAGAGUACAUGGCCGUAUAAUCUAUGGUGUUCAGUGCACAUGCAAAGUGCGGAUGGCAAAUAUAGAAGGAGGCGGAGUGCUAUAGCUGUGGGACAUGCUAGAGACUAUCCGGAAGAUGAUGAGGACAUCAAUACCAUUGUUACACCCACAGCCCCUACUGUUACAUAUACUGGACCAAUUAC